Grosmannia clavigera kw1407 is the source of this 261-nucleotide messenger RNA. RefSeq lists its product as uncharacterized. Bases 1 to 261 code for a protein of 86 amino acids. NCBI's taxonomy places the organism in Eukaryota, Fungi, Ascomycota, Sordariomycetes, Ophiostomatales, Ophiostomataceae. The record is from RefSeq and is a predicted model, not a curated record. The transcript has 2 exons.
AUGCGCGAAUCCGCCCAGAGCACGGUCCCGGACACAAACCGUGGGCGCAAACAUGGGCAAAACAACAGGUGGACAAAUGCCAUGGAGAAGGCCGAGACGCCGUCCCGCCAGCGCCGUCCGAUGGCCUUCCGCUUGCGGCACAUGGCAGACAAGGGUAAUCGGACAGACCGCGACGAUGCGGCGACCUGGCGCUCGUCUCCGUACGUCGUGUUGCAGGUGGAGACGCCUCUCUCUGGCCAAUUCGUUCGAGAAGUGCCCUAG